AUGGCUGACACAAAAGGCUCAAUGGUAGCACCACUAUCUAAAUAUAAAUUGGUUUUCUUGGGUGAUUAAUCAGUGGGAAAGACAUCCAUUAUAAAUCGGUUUAUGUUUGAUACAUUUGAUGGGAAGGAUCAUCCAACAGUGGGAAUAGAUUUUAUUUCAAAGACUCUGUACUACGAGGAUAGGACGAUACGUUUAUAGUUAUGGGAUACUGCAGGGUAAGAGAGAUUUCGAUCAUUAAUUCCGAGUUACAUAAGAGACAGUGCAGUGGCAGUAGUGUGUUAUGAUGUGGAAGUAAAAACUUCAUUUGCGAGCAUAACAAGAUGGAUAUCGGAUGUUCGUUUGGAGAGAGGAAAUGAUGUGAUUAUAUUUAUAGUGGCAAACAAGAUCGAUGUACUAAAUGAAAGAGUGAUAUCUACUGAGGAAGGAGCGAAUCUAGCAAAAGAAUGUGAUGCUCAUUUCAUAGAGGUAAGUGCAAAGACUGGGAACAAUGUCGAAUUAUUAUUUAAAUAAAUUGCAGCGACAUUGCCAGGGACAGAAACAUCUUAAAUGGUAAAUUCUGUAAUGAACAACCCAAAUCAAUCAAAUAAUGUAAAAUUAGAGAACCAAAAAAACUAAGAGUCGGAGAAAGUCUAAACUAAGGCCUGUUGUUGA
This is a messenger RNA of Paramecium tetraurelia, 651 nucleotides long. RefSeq lists its product as uncharacterized. The transcript is spliced from 5 exons. The record is from RefSeq and is a predicted model, not a curated record. NCBI's taxonomy places the organism in Eukaryota, Ciliophora, Oligohymenophorea, Peniculida, Parameciidae. Gene Ontology annotation, molecular function: GTPase activity; GTP binding.